This is a messenger RNA of Anolis sagrei ordinatus, 7321 nucleotides long. Lineage: Eukaryota; Metazoa; Chordata; Lepidosauria; Squamata; Anolidae. The record is from RefSeq and is a predicted model, not a curated record.
ACCUUUCCCCUCCCUGCCGCUAUUUCCCGUGCGCUCCAAGCAACCCUAUGGAGUCCACCGGAGUUUGGGGUGCCCACUAAGCCUGGCCGGGCCCCAGGAGCCAAGGGGAGCCCCUCUCCCCUCCCAGGCGCUCUUUCCCGCGUGGAUUCCAAGAGAGACUGGGGUGUCCUUUAAUCCCGGUCGGAGCCCAGGAGCCAAUGGGACCCCCUUUCCCCUCCGAGGCGCUAUUUCCCGCGUGCCCAAGCAACCCCAUGGAUUCCCAGGGAGACUGGAGUGCCCUCUGAGCUUAGCCGGAGCCCAGGAAUCAAUGGGACCCCCUUUCCCCUCUCAAGUGCUACUUCCCGUGAGUCCCAAGCAACCCCAUGGACUCCAAGGAAGAUUGGGGUGUCUUUUAAGCCGUGACGGAGCCCAGGAGCCAAUGGGACCUUUCCCCUCCCUGCCGCUAUUUCCUACGCGUCCCAAGCAACCCCAUGGACUCCAAGGGAGACUGGGAUGCCCUCUAAGGCUGGCCAGAGCCCGGGAACCAAUGGGACCCCCUUUCCCCUCCCUGCCGCUCCUUCCUUCCUACUCAACGGUUCCUUGCUUUCCCUAAACUUCCCUGUCGCAUCCUGGACCCCCGCGCGCCGGCUUCUUGGAGCUGCCUAGCUUUGAUUGCAGAGUUCACAGCUAGUGCAGAGGACUCUUUUAACCUUUCCUGUAAUCCUCCCUUAGCUUCCCCCCUUCUUAGCUUUCUCGUUUUUUAAACAAACCCUGGCAAGAACGGAAUGAGGAUUCUGCUGACCGUGGUGGUGAUCUUCAGGAUUCUUAUUGUGGCUAUUGUAGGAGAAACGGUUUACGACGACGAGCAGACCAUGUUUGUGUGCAACACUUUGCAGCCAGGGUGCAACCAGGCGUGUUACGACCAAGCAUUCCCUAUUUCUCACAUUAGGUACUGGGUGUUUCAGAUCAUCAUGGUGUGUACUCCCAGCCUCUGCUUCAUCACAUACUCGGUCCACCAGUCAGCCAAGCAGAGAGAGCGGAGGUAUUCCACCGUCUUCCUCACUCUGGACAGAGACCAGGACUCUAUGAAACGGGAAGACAGUAAAAAGAUCAAAAACACCAUUGUCAAUGGGGUGCUGCAAAAUACUGAGAACUCCACCAAGGAGGCAGAACCAGACUGCUUGGAAGUGAAAGAAAUCCCCAACCCAGCCAUCCGAACGACAAAGUCAAAGAUGAGGCGGCAAGAAGGCAUCUCCAGAUUUUAUAUCAUCCAGGUGGUCUUCAGAAAUGCCCUGGAGAUUGGGUUUUUGGUGGGACAAUAUUUCCUGUAUGGAUUCAAUGUCCCAUCUAUGUAUGAAUGUGAUAGGUAUCCUUGCAUUAAGGAAGUGGAAUGCUAUGUCUCGAGACCCACGGAGAAAACUGUCUUCUUAGUCUUCAUGUUUGCCGUCAGUGGCAUUUGUGUGGUGCUCAAUCUGGCAGAACUGAACCAUUUGGGCUGGAGGAAAAUCAAAAUGGCAGUGAGGGGAGUGCAAGCCAAACGGAAAUCAAUAUAUGAAAUCAGGAACAAGGACCUUCCACGAAUGAGUGUGCCUAACUUUGGCAGGACUCAGUCUAGUGAUUCCGCUUAUGUGUGAUACUGUGGACAGUACCAUAGUACUUUGCUGGGUACCGUUGACUUAGUGGACAUUUGAAUUAGGAAAGAGCAUUGCUUAAGCAAUUAUUUCCUCAAAACACCAAGAAAGCCGUUAAGGUACUGGAUCUGCACUUUCUAACCACAUGCAAACUGAGUGCUAAAUAAAAGACUGGUGAAGAAACAGCUAUACAACACCUUCAAUCUGGCCUUACUGCUCAGUUACGUUUGUCCUAAUGAUCCAACACUGUUUUGUUGAUGGACCAGCUUUAGGGCAGGGUCUGUUUGCCUAAUUGACAGAAAUGUAUCCAGAAUGUUUUAGUUUUAAAUGGCAGGGAAGCCAUUUCUCGAGGGGGAGGGCUGGGAGAGGGUUUUGCAGCAAUAUAAAAAUGCAAGCAUGUCUAUAAAAUGUGGGGUUGGAGUUAGAGGUUUGCACUAUCCAGGCAAAUGGCUACAAUGUCCACCAGUACGUCUGUGAGCUUCAUCUCAUGGAUGCCUGAUCUCACACUGUCUGCCUGUGUGACACAGGUAAUUACUGUGUAUGGUUAGCGUUUUUUCUACCGUUGUUUUUUGUACAAAAAACAAUUAUACAAAACAAUAGCGCUGAAUAUAAUUUUGCCAUGAUUUUUGGUUUUGCCUGUCUGCUCACACCAGAGACCUUAACCAUCUAGCUUAAUCAUUGUGCUAGCUGUGACCUACCAAAUUCACAAAUAAAUAGUUACAGAAAACACAGUUCCCUGCUGUGUCCGGAAGCGAGAUGAAAUGACCUAAAGUUCAGCCAAGUUAUGCAUUUAACUACAUUUUGAAACACAGACACACACACCGUAUACCAAAGGAGCAGAAUUUAUCGCUAUUAACUGUGAACAGAUUCACCGCCUCUUUGCUCUUAUUGAUGUAAGUGCCAUACUUGAAGUUAAAGCAUCUAACUAUUUAGUCAAAGGCUUAGCUAGGGGUCCCAACUUGAAAUUAUAGGUUUUUGUAUUUUCCUUUUGUUUGGAUCAAGCUAUUUUUGGUUUUGGUUUUCUCUAGUUAUUGCAAUGGUGUAAAAAAAAACAAAAACAGCUGAUAACUAUAUUGAUAAAGCAAUUGCCUUUUUAAAAAUAGAAAGUUAACUUUCUUUUAUAUAAUACACACACAUAUAUAUAUUAGUAGCAUUGCAUUGUUAUAUCAAGAUACAGUUUAUAUGGAUAUCUAUCUAAAACAUAGGGAUGAUUCUGUUAUAGCCUCUUUUGUAUUUAUAGCCUGGAUAACAUCCAAAACAUCUGGAUAGCCAUUUACAGGGUUGUUUUUUUUUUACAAUGACAUGGUGCUAUCGUAGGGCAAUGAAUUUGGAGAAUUCAGUGAUGCGGCAUGAUCCAGACAGUGCAGAUUUAACUAUUUGUGUAUAUGCAUGUGUGUGUGGAUAUCCCCUCUCUCUCUUUCUCUGCCCUCAGUUUAUUUAUUAUUUUUCAUAAUGUGAGCCCAUCGAGGACAGCAAAUUAUAUAUCUCAAGUAUAAUUUCAGUUAUCUGGCCUUUGACUAGGAUGGAUUAUGAUUCCAUUCUGUAUAUAUGUGUUCAACACAUAUCAGAUUAUGGUUACAGGAAUGUAUGUAUUCAUAUACAGAAACUCAUAAGGAUUAGCUCUAGGAAUGCAAAACAUCACUCACAUUAAUUUUAAAUACCUGGGCAAUUUAAAGUUACAGACUUUUGAUACAUUUCUAAUUUAAUUUAAAUAUUAGUUCUAUUAUGUGAUCUAAAAGCUACAUAAGGAAACAUAAGGAACCCAAAAAUCUUCUAGGUGAUAAACCACCUGACUGGCUGAGCUCCACACUGUUUCAUCUAUAGACAAUAUUCACUAUGUUGUCUAUGAGAUCAACUAAUAGUUCAGUGCAUUGCAGGAGGUGGACAUUUGAGAGGUGGGGGAAACAGUUAAAACACUCAGUGUUUUUACAUUUGCCAGCUCAGACAUCUCUACUUCUACCUUUUGUGUGUUGAAAGUGGAAAUUCCAAGAUAGAUUAUAUUGUAUGAGGGUGGGUCAAAAAGUUUUGCCUUCUGUGUCAUAAAAACACUAUGAAUGAACAUAUAAUAGCAGAAAUUGCUACAGAUUGUCACCUGAAUUGUCCUCUACUCAAAGCUACCAUUCAACAUAGUCACCAUCAAUUUGUACACAUUUGCACUAUCAUUUAACUCAGGCAUCAAAAACCUUUUGGAAAAAAACAGGGUUUUGCUUCGUGACCCAUGAUUUUAAAGCUGUUUAAGGCCCUGAUUUGGCCCCUUCAGACUUUUAUCUGUUUGGACCUCCGAAAGACAACCCACAUGGUUUCAGAUUCAAUGACCUGAAUGUCGUUAAAAUAGCUUUAAAAUCAUGAGUCGUGAAGCAAAACCCUGAAUUUUUCCAAAAUGGUUUUGAUGCCUGGGUUAAAUGAUAGUGCAGAUGUGUACAAAUUGAUGAUGACUAUAUUGAAUGGUAGUUUUAUGUAGUUUUGUUCAGGAUAUGAUCUGCAGCAGCUUCUGCUGUUAUAUGUUCAUUCAUAAUGUUUUUAUGACACAGGAGGCAAAACUUUUAAACUCACCCUUGUAUUUCAUUUGAAGACAUUUAGAAUUUCUUUCCAGACCUUCAUGUUCACAACAUAAAGACUGGGAGUGGAUGGAUAUAGCUGGGGCAUGUAAGGACAUUGGGCUGCACCCCUAGGUCACUAACAUAUAUGUGUGUUCUCAAGUGUUUAGGCUGAACACUUGAGUGGGACUUCUAGAUCAUAUUUAUCUGAAAUCUGGUACCUAUAUUACGGAGAAAGAAAUACAUGGCUCUCCCCCUUUCUUGCCUCCACAAUAAUGUGUACAGUGGGAAUAAUGUUUGCAGAUAGUUUUGCCUAUCUGUACAAAAUAUUCCCAAAACAUCUGGAUACCCCAACUGAAUUUUAGUUACAUAAUUUCAGAUUGGCAAUUUGGCCUUAAAUCACAUUUGAGUUUUAUUAAUAUUUAUAUUUGUCUAAAACCACACAAAUUAUUCCUACUCCUGUCCAGAUAAUCUCCUUACCUUGAAUGCAUAUUGACAUUGAUACCUGAAUGCAGAAGAGAUCACAUCAUUGCUUCCAAUGGGAUGCACAUUUUGGCAGAUAUCCAAAGGUGCACCCACACUCUGGUGCAAAUAGUUUUAUGUAAUGACACACAAUGACUAUUAUUAUUAUAAUUGUCAUUCAUACAUAAUUUUCCUGAAAGGUUUAAGGCAACAUGAACUAGAUUGGGGAGCCGAGAUAGCAGUGAAGGGUCAUACAGUACAAAGACCAAGACACACAAGCUUUGAAUACAGGUAAUCCAUAAUUAAAGGAUGGGAAAAAUUCCACUAAGUUUACGUUAUGAUUGUUGCUGGAAAUGAGACUGUCUGUUAUAAAAUGGUCUCCAGUGUUGGGUUAACAUGGUUAUGUGCUUGCCUUUUUAAAUAGACAAGCUUCUGUGUUCCAUUUGCAUUUAUUUUGGUGUACAGUUCGAUAAUUUUGGAAAAGAAAAUGCAUCAAUCACUGUAUUAUGACUUACACUUGUGAAAUUUGAUCCUGAUUCUAUUUCAAUCAUGGAAGUACUGGGAAAAUUCAAGGCAUGCCACUUAGAGUUGUUUAUUGCAGGCAGCUUUUUACAUCAAACAAGGAGCUCUUAAUGAACUGUUAUUGUGUGAUUGCAUUUGGAAAAUGGCCAUAAGCAUCUCACUUAAAUGUCAAUUAGGCUUAGAUGGGAGCAAUACGUGAUGGACGGACUGUUAUCCCUAAAAUCAAAAAUAUAAUUUAUGUGAUGUAGCAUCAAGCUGGUUCACACAUAGCCUGUAAGUCUCUUAUUAUGCUUUAUUGUACACCUGAAAACUGGCCACACCUUGCCUUUAGUAAAAAGUAUGGUGUUCUAAGGGUGUGUGUGCAGUGUUACUCACACUAGUGAGGUUUUCACACAUGCAAUCCAUCAUUUAAUAUUCUGACCCGAAAGCAAUGAAUAUACAUUUGUAUCACCAGUUCAUUUACUCCUUUAGGUGAUCCUGUGUCACUGUGAUAUAGCUGUGUUAAGAUUCAGGAUCUUGGUUGCGUGCAUUAUUUCUCAUUUACAAUGGACAAACUGAGGUCACAGUAAUACAGGGGGCAAAGAAAUUUUUUUAGAAGGGUCGAGGAACUACAGAUUCCUUUCACAUUUCUACUCUUGCAAGGCAUCCUUGCCAAAUUCUCUGGAUAUCCAUAUCUCACAGCAUCUCCUGUGCUUCAUCACCCAGUUUUCCAGACAGGAAAUACAAUAUUUAUAAAAUUUAAAUAUAUUCUAUAUAUUUCAUCAAAAUAGAUAAAACGGAUCUCAGGGUGACUUAUCACACUAAAACCAAUCAAACAGUUUAAAAUAAUAAAAAGAAUUUAAACAAGCUGAAAGUAUUUUAAAUGUAAUUAUGAGUUACAACAGAUGUAAAAGACUGAAAUGAUUUAAAAACUCUGUACAUCAAUAUUUGGGAUUAAUUAAUGAGACUUUGAGGAACAGGCAAGUUUUCACUUGAUGCCUAAAUGAAAUGAGUGUUGGCACCAGUUGAACAUCCAAAGGCUCCACUGUUAGAUGGUCCUCUCCCAUGUCCCUUGUCCCACCACAGUAUAUUGACCUCACUGAUGGGACAGAGAGGAUGCCUCUCCUAGCAGACCACAAUCCCAUUGGACAGGAACAUAUAGGAAGAAAUGCUCCAUCACAUAUUAAAGUCCUAAGUUAUUUAGGGAUCUAAAUGUCACAAGAACCUUGAAUUCAGACCAGAAAUGUAUUUUGAGGUGUAUAGUGGGCAAGGAGUACUAGGGAAGCACUAUUGUACAAGGAGGGCUCCUCUCAUCUCUGGAGUUAGUCCUUUAACAUGCAUCAAAAUGAAUGUUUUAUAAUUGAUUAUCAAUCCAUGUCACCAUUUAAAAAUAUUUGUUGUCCCUCCCAACAUAUUCCUGCUAUCCCCAAUGUAUUCCAAUUAUCCAGUAAUAAGUAACUGCAGAGCAUGAAUGUUAUUUUUAGAAGGCAAAACAUGGCAGCUAAAAAUUUCCAUCUGUAAUAUAACAAGCUCCUAAAGAUUAUUUUUUUAUAUAGGAAAAAUAUUCUCAGCAAAUCUGAUUUUCAUUUUAUACACUACUGAAAUAAUCUUUAACCGCUAAUUUAAAUAGAAAUUAUAUUAUUGGUAAUAUCAGUAAUAGUAGUAUUAGUAGUAGGAUUAGCAACAGUAGGCACAGUAAUAGUGGUAGUAGCAGUAAGUAACAAACAACUAUAAUGCACAAUAAGCAAUAGGCUAUAUACUCAGUGAAAUCAAUGGCAAAAUAAUACCUCUGGAUUUCAUUAGUUCUGGGUCAUACUCAGCAUUAUUAACAUUGUACAGAUUCCAUAGUAUUAGAUCCCUAUCAUAGUUUCCCAUUAGUAUAUGUAUGGGGAAAAAUGAUGAAGGCAUGCCUUGAAACCUAUCAGAUGAUAUAUUCCAAUGCUUUUAGUGAAAAGCACAAAAAUGGUACUCAAAAAAGCAAUACUGGUGAUUUUCCCCAUUGCCACGACAGCAGCUUUUAUAUAGGUAAUGCACAACUUGUUUACUAGACUGGAAACAUGCAAAUGGAUGGGAAUAAAGUGGAAUAUUAACUUCAGCCAACUGUGCAGAUGUGUUUGCAUGCAUGGAAUACUACAGCAUUGUUAAUACACGGAAAUCCUUAACCCCAUAGGUUUUAUUGGAAACUCAAAUAAAUGUAUUUAUAAAUGACAA